CGCCGCCGGGGCUCAGUCCGGGCUCCGUCGUGGUCGGGUGCUGUGCUCUCUGUCUCUCUGAUUUUCUCCUCAUAAUUCUCCUCGCACUGAUCAAUAUGGCCGAUAGCCGUUUCGCCGAGGUGCAGCAGGCUGCUCCUAUUGAGGUGUUCGCCGUGAGUAAGGCCUUCACGGACAGCACUCACCCCAAGAAGGUCAACCUUAGUGUGGGAGCCUAUCGUACAGAUGAAGCGAAGCCGUGGGUGUUGCCGGUAGUUAGGAAGGUGGAAGUAGAACUAGCAGCGGACAAUUCUCUUACUCAUGAAUAUUUUCCAAUUUUGGGCCUGGAUGUCUUCUCCGCUGCUGCGGCAAGAAUGCUUCUAGGUGCAUCUCAUCCAGCUAUUACUGAGGGAAGGGUGACAUGGGUGCAAACCUUGUCUGGAACAGGUGGUCUUCGUGUUGCAGCAGAUUUCACGGGCCAUGUCCUGAAGUACAACACUGUUUACUAUUCUUCACCAACUUGGGGCAACCACCGUCUAAUUUUCCAACAAGCUGGGUUUACGGAGCUCCGUCAGUAUCGGUACUGGGAUGCAGCUACACGUGGCCUUGAUAUUGAUGGUAUGAUUGAAGACCUUUCUAAAGCUCCAGAGAACUCGGUUAUUAUCCUCCAUACCUGUGCUCAUAACCCAACUGGUGUUGACCCUACACAUGAUCAGUGGAAGAAGAUAGCAGAUGUGGUUGCAGAGAAGAAACUAUUCCCCUUGUUUGACUCUGCAUACCAGGGCUUUGCUUCAGGAGACCUAGACAACGAUGCAUGGGCAGUUCGUCAUUUUGCUGAGCGUGGUUUUGAGAUGAUGAGCAGCCAGUCCUUCUCAAAGAACUUUGGCUUGUAUAAUGAACGCAUUGGCAACCUUGUAGUUGUGCUUAAAGACCCCGCUUAUAUUACACCCACACGGUCUCAGUUGACACUACUGGUAAGAGGCGCGUACUCAAACCCACCUUGCCAUGGUGCCCGUAUUGUGUCCAAGGUUCUCAAUGACCCUGCACUCUUUGAAGAAUGGAAAGGCUGUAUCAAGACAAUGAGUGGGCGAAUCAUAGAAAUGCGUAAGGGUCUUCGAGAACGGUUAGAAAAGUUGGGUACGCCAGGCACAUGGGACCACAUUACUUCCCAAAUUGGAAUGUUCUCCUUCACAGGACUUAAUGCAAAGCAAUCAAAAUACUUGGGAGACAAGUACCACAUCUUCUUAUUAUCAAGUGGACGGAUUAACAUGUGUGGGCUGACAACAGGGAACAUAGAUUAUGUGGCAGAAGCAAUUAAUGAUGCAGUCUGCAAUGUAUCCUAGAUUACAAAUUGGAGCAGAUAAAGAAUAAGUGGUAUAAAUUUACUGAAGAACCCUGCACAUCUACCAUGUGUUGUAUAGAGCAGUUUAAAAAUAUGAAAAUUCUUAAUGUUUUAAAAGUUUAUGGGUAAGAGUAGACAAAAAUUCAUUCAUAAAGUUGUAUUUUCAUUAAAGAUAAGCACAUGUUUGUACUGUAUUGACUUUGCUUUUAAAAUUCUAACUGGUCCUAAGUGCCACAUUUCAAAACUUCACACCAAUAAUUAAAAUAUGCCAAUUUCAGCUUGAACAUAAGAUUUAAUUGAAGACGCUGUUAUAUAAUUAAAAUUGGUUUCGCUGGUAUAGGUGUGAUGCACCCCAAUAUUAGGAUAUCAGAGCACCUAAAAUGCAGACUAGUCAAUAACAUGCCUGAAAUGUGUCCAAACUGCUUGUGAGAUGGAGACACGACAUUGUUUCGGUUUGUCUUAGACCAUUAUAAAGUUAUGCGAGUGGGAGAGGAAGGAAUUGGCCAAUUAAGAGAGAUAAGGAGCAAGUAAGAGAAGGUAAUUUUUAGAAGGUAAGAGUAAGGUGAAAGGUAAGAACAGGAGGAAGAUAAAAGUGGGUAGGCUAAAGUCGGGUAAUACUUGAUAAUGGUCCAGGAUGGACUGAAACUUCUGUUUCUCCAUCUCGUGUGCUGUUUGGUCGUCAUAUCACCCCACACUUUGCAUUGGUCACUGAUAAGUUGUGUAACUUGUGUACAUUUUAUAUAUAUAUUUAUAAUUUUAAUCAUUAUGCAAAUAUUAUAUUUAAAUAAAUAGAACUGAUUAUGUACACAAACAAAAUACAGCAAAUUAUAAUCCCAUUAAAUGUAUUUUGUAAAUAACACGAUCAUUUUCAUCACAUACAGUUGUAUUUAUUGAAUACUGUUCUUAGUGUUCUAAACAGAAAUGUUCUAACUUCCAUGCAUCACACGGUAUGUUAAGACAUUUUUUCACUUGUGAAUUACAGUAUUGUUGCUAUGGUACUUUAUUAAGCAGGCUUAUGUGAAGGAUAAAGCCUUAUGGAAAGACAAAAUUAGACAAUGUGAAUAUACCGGUGCCUAUAGUGGCCAUUUGAUGUGCUAUCUUAUGGCAAUAGUAGUUAAGGGUAGUGCAUGUAAAUACUGUAUUUUAGACAGACAUUAAAUAUGCAAAGAAAA
Molecule: messenger RNA, 2490 nt
Organism: Procambarus clarkii (red swamp crayfish)
Lineage: Eukaryota; Metazoa; Arthropoda; Malacostraca; Decapoda; Cambaridae
Gene: Got1
Product: Glutamate oxaloacetate transaminase 1
Biological process (GO): L-aspartate biosynthetic process
Cellular component (GO): cytosol
Molecular function (GO): L-aspartate:2-oxoglutarate transaminase activity; pyridoxal phosphate binding
Source: RefSeq, a predicted model, not a curated record